Messenger RNA from Lathyrus sativus (Indian pea), 720 nucleotides. Lineage: Eukaryota; Viridiplantae; Streptophyta; Magnoliopsida; Fabales; Fabaceae. The record is from the annotation of a GenBank genome assembly.
AUGAACUUACAUGUGAGGAGAACAAUCCAAAUCAAUGAUGAUGCGGGAGUAAGGAUCAACAAGACUUUUCAAUCGCUUGUUAAAGAUGCAGGAGGACAUGAAAAUAUUCCCUUUUGUGAAAAGGAUGUGAGGAAUUAUAUUAACAAAGAGCGUUGUACGAUUGGAAAAGAAUGUGAUGUUAAGACUUUGAUAAGUUAUUUUUGUAAAAUGAGGGAACAAAAUACAAAUUUCUUUUAUGACAUAGAUUUGGAUGAUGAUUUUCAUGUGAGUAAUGUAUUUUGGGUUGAUGCAAGAAGUAGAGCCGCUUAUGAAUAUUUUGGAGAUGUUGUAACUUUUGACACAACAUACUUGACUAACAAGUAUAACAUGUCUUUUGCUGCAUUCGUGGGUGUGAAUAACCAUGGUCAAUUAACAUUACUUGUUUAUGGAUUGCUAUCAGGUGAAGACACAUAUUCUUUUAUGUGGUUGUUCAAGUCAUGGUUUUGGCUUCAUUGUAUGCUAGAAAAAUCACCUUUAGGUAUUGUGAUCAAUCAAUGUAAGGCUAAGAAAAAUGCUAUUGAGUUAGUCUUCCCUACAACUCAUCAAAGGUGGUGUUUUUGGCAUAUAAUGAAAAGAGUUCCAGAAAAUCUUAGCGGAUAUGGUGAGUAUAAAAGGAUCGAGUAUGCAAUGAAGGAAGUAGUAUAUGAUACAUUCACAACAGCUAGUUUUGAACAAAAAUGA